Messenger RNA from Aspergillus tanneri, 1269 nucleotides. RefSeq lists its product as uncharacterized. NCBI's taxonomy places the organism in Eukaryota, Fungi, Ascomycota, Eurotiomycetes, Eurotiales, Aspergillaceae. The transcript has 3 exons. Bases 1 to 1269 code for a protein of 422 amino acids. The record is from RefSeq and is a predicted model, not a curated record.
AUGGACAGUCACUUCUUAGCAUCAUUGAAGGAGUUCCAUGUCGCACUUUCGGCCGCCUUGACGAAUAUCGUGCAGAGAUGGGUUGUCGAUGAGGAGGCGGACUUGCCGUCGCGGAUGCCGCUGAAAAGGCAUGAAGAGGACAUUCUACGAUGGAUACACAAACUUACCGAAGAUAAACUAUUCCCCGCGUAUAAUGGCCAUCAAGGUAAUUGGCGACCGGACUUCUUACUUCCGGCCAAGGGACCAGAUGGAUUUAAAGUUUGUGAAAUCAAUUCUCGGUUCCCGUCCAACAACCUGGAGUUGAACGCGGGGUGGUAUAUGGCCCUAGACAGUAUGGAAGUCAAACCCCUUGGUUUUGACGUGGCAGGGGACCCGGACCACAUGAUGGCCCGUCUAAAAGCGCUUUUUAAUCCAGAAUGGCCGCUUCGAGUUGUCCACAAUCGAGAGAACACCGCGCUAGUCGAGAACAUGGUCAAAGAUCUGGCGGAUCUGAAGCCGCGGAUACUGACAGUCGACGAUCUACAUCUUGUGGCUGACGAGUCUUCGCCGACUGGAUUUAAGCUCCAGUGUGUGAGAGAGUCAGCCUUGUCUACCGACAAUAAAGAUAGAAACAUGGAGGAUGUUCACCAGAUAGCUCUUCGGAUUUUUUAUGACGAGGUCGCCUCCCUAUCUCCUGAGAUGCAGCGGCAGUUGGCGUUUAACAGCAGCAAUGAUAUCAGGUCCAUCCUCUUGACCCACGACAAGCGGAUGUUAGGGAUCCUGCAUCAGGAGUUGGACGAUCUAGUUAACAAAUAUCAUGUCUUGACCCAGAGACAAGCGGACCUGGUCCGGAACGGAGUUGUCUUUACGAUCAUCCCACGGUCAAAAGAACUUGAGCAGCUCAUUGACUCGUAUCAUCAAGGCAAGGUAUCCAAGGAUGAGUUCAUUCUGAAACCUUGUCGGGGAGGUCAUGGAAACGGAAUUGUCCUCGGUAAAGAACUCAGCACUUUCGAGUGGGAGGCGAUCCUUGCCGACAUGCAGAACCCAGCUCUGACUCCUAAUCGGACGGUUUACAUAAUCCAGCCGUUUGUGAAACAGGCUGAAGGAGAUCUGUUCUUAGAUGAGCAAGUUGGGGUUCAGCGAACUCAUCGGGUGGGCGCAUAUCACAGCAUGCACGGCGAGUUUGUGGCAUUGGCUACGUGGAGAGUAGGGCUCUCGACCAAUCGAACCACCAAUAUGACUACUGGCUCUGCUUGGAAAGUGGGGAGUGUGGUAGCAAAGAUGAACUAG